AUGGGCAGGUUCUUCGACAAGCAGCGGAACUUUUCAUACACUGUCAAGUUGUCUAUAGCCGGGGCCCGAGCCGCUGGCACGGCAGCGAGGUGCGAGGCCCGUGUCGUCGGCGCCAAGUUCGUGAGGCUCGAUGGCCCCGUCGCCGUCGACGCCCUGACGCGAGACGACCUCAGCGACCUCAAGCUUGAGGAGCUCCUCAUCGUGGUUCCCGCCGUCUGCUUCCCUUUCGAUGCCGGCUCGCUCGCUUCCGUGUAUUAUGUCUCGGUGGCGCUGCGGUCGGCCCAGGGCGAGGAAAUGCCAGCAGACUUGGCCAGCAUAAAGAUCUCGCCAGCGUUCCUGGCGCGACUCACUGAGAGCGACGCGGAGGACGAGGCGAUCGUGUCUUUCGACUCAGUCGGCGGAUCUGGUCAGCUGGACCUGCUCGGGCUGGCCGAUCUCGCCCUGCAGCCCGACGACUGGAACAUUGGGAUCCUGCUUCGGCUCGUCGCGUUCCCCGCCCCCGCCCCCCGGGGCGACCUGGGGCGCAUCGGCUUCCAGCUCUCCGUCGACGGGAAGAUCGACAGGGGGCG
Messenger RNA from Prorocentrum cordatum, 569 nucleotides. NCBI's taxonomy places the organism in Eukaryota, Dinophyceae, Prorocentrales, Prorocentraceae. The record is from the annotation of a GenBank genome assembly.